Symsagittifera roscoffensis is the source of this 2322-nucleotide messenger RNA. RefSeq lists its product as uncharacterized. The coding region runs from base 11 to 1990 and encodes 659 amino acids. The record is from RefSeq and is a predicted model, not a curated record. NCBI's taxonomy places the organism in Eukaryota, Metazoa, Xenacoelomorpha, Acoela, Convolutidae. The transcript is spliced from 2 exons.
AUUGCAUGAUAUGGACGCCAGUAACAGCCAGGCGUCGUCACAGUCGGCGACCGCUACGUCCAAGGUCACAAAUGAAGAAGAAGGCACACCAACACGGACAGAGAUCGACGAGAACUUCUCGGCCAUCGAAUUCCUAAAGGAGUUCAGUAAGUUCCCAGAACAAGAAUACGACAUGGAGUUCGCGGAUAAAUUGUUCAAACGACUGGUCGUGUCUCAAGACUUCACACGACUCAAAGACCAGGAGUUUCUCUUUGUAUUAUCUGGACUGCAUACCUUUAUAGAACGAGUUAUAUGCUCGAAAGAAAGAAUGAUUUCACUCGAAGAUGCCUGCUUCAAGCUCAUUAUGUCUUAUAAAGACUUCUCAGGCAAAACUUUCUUCACCGAUAAAACUAUGCAGAAUAUAUUCACAGGCUUUGUUAUGUACCUCACUACGUUAUGUGCUGAGAGGCUUUGUGAUGUUUUUGAGGAACCUUUUCUCCGGCCCCAUAUAAUGAUACCAGCUGUGAGCGAUCUCCUGAAAAGGCAAAAAUGUGGAAAGGAUAUGCGAUUUUUCACGAAUCCGAAAUUUGUCCUACGAGUGAAUAAAAAGAAAAUAGACAGAUGCAUUGGCGAGAUAAUCAAAUAUUUGGAGAAGAAUUUCAACCUGAUUGAGAAGUACAUGGAACGUCACAAGGAGGCCGAUUUGCUGUUUCAGAUGCAGAUUAUAACGCUGUUUAAGCGGUUACUAACUUAUGAGCCGGAUAAAGUGGCAGCCUGGCUGGUGCAUUUCUGCCCCCGAUUUGUGAAGAAUCUGGGCCAGGAUAUAGAUUAUAAUAUAUUGGUUGCAAGGGCUGUUACUAAACUGAUCAAGGUGUCGCAAACAAAGCCGGACCUUGCGCAAGUCAUAUCAGGAGGGUGCUGUGAAUUGUUCAAGCUAAUCAUUCGGAAGUUCACGUGGAAAUCAAAGUACACAUUUGUCUCCUACGACGACAAACCGAACCACGAGAUUGAAAUAAACCCCGAGUUGUUCUGCGUGUUCGUGUCGUGCUCAUACGCAUGCUGCAGCUUGCCGAGUUGUGGCGAAGAUUAUCUGGCUCUUGUAAACACGAGACUGGAAAAAUUAAAUAACGAGGCAUUGAUGAAAAUGCUGACAGAUAAUGACGCCUGUUUAAUUGAGUUCCUGCUGAGAAAUUUGACCUUCAUAGCGACGAAAGUGUUCACGCCUACCAUUGGAAAACUUUUGCCUAUGCACCCGAAUGAAGCACAUAAAGAGUUCUUGAUAAGUACAAGCUGGUCGACCCAAUUGAUAAUCGACUAUUUAAUUUCGGACGAGACAAGAUUCUUAGAAUACUUCAUUAAGUUUCUGAAGUACCAUGAACAGAAUUGCAAUUUGGUGCAAUUGACGAACCAAUCGUGCUGCUUUGCAUCUCAUUUUGACGAGUUGCAACAUAAGUUGACUAAAAUGAGUGGAAAAAAGCUCAUUCCGUAUAAUAUUGAUCCGCUUUUGAACAGACUGGCAAAGGUCCUGACAGUUUGUAUGAAGCAAGAAAGUUCGCCGGUGUUGGCUGAUAACAACCAAUGGUUAGAUUCGCAGGCUGAUAUAACUGCAGUUAAUAUAAAAGACGACCAAUCUUUGCAAUCUAGCGUAAUGAGAGGCGGAGAUAAUCACCGGCUUACGAGUGAGGAAAAAGCGGCGACUUAUCCGCAUAUCCAGGCCAGCGAUCCGACGACCUCGAUGAUCCCGGUAGUGCAGAACUCGGCAACUGUAUCGGACUUCUCGGACGCGUUGUCGAGUUUCGGUUCGUCUCUGUUGGCGCCUGGAAAUAUGAAUCAGAAUUAUAACUAUCAGAGUACAUAUCAAUCAGCGGAUGUCGAUGCCUCGAAAUCGAGGUCAGAUUACAUGCAGCAGAGCAGCUCUCAGCAGGAGCAGAAUUCCUCGCAGGUGAAUGCGGAUGGACAAUCUACGUCCACAACCUUGCCUUCGUCCUCAUUGAAUGAGGGACCUUGUUGAAUGAUUACUGAUUGGAUUUGAUUUUUGUUGGGGUUGCCGAUAAGUUUUUCUAAAAAGUUGAAGCAAUUGAAUAUGGAACGAUUGUAGUUAUGUGAUUUUUUUUCGUACGCUUGAUCUGAUUUUCUGUUUUGAGAAAAGGGACUCAAAAUAUAAAUUGAAUUGUUUCAUAAGAGAUAUCGGCAACCCUCGGGUUCUUGAUUGAGCAGGGAGAUUCAUUUUUUUAAUUUGGAGGCAAACUUAACCGGUAGAUUGAACAGAUAAUUAAUUUUUGGUUGGAAAUCAAUGAUUUAAUUGUUUUUUGAUUAUAAAUUCAAGAAAAAUGCUCGCGAUAA